AUGAGCCCUAAAGGCACUCGCAUUAUAAUUGGAUGGGACCCAAAUGAAGUUAUUGUCAUGCCUUUGGAUGCUAAUAGUCAAGUGAUGCAUUGUCAAGUCAUAUUUAUCAAGGAGAAUAAGAGGUUGUUUUGUUCUUUUGUUUAUGGCUGCAAUUAUUAUAUAGACAGAAGAAAACUUUGGGAUUCAUUGGGAAAGCAUUAUAAUUUGGUUGCUGGUCAACCAUGGUUGAUUGCUGGAGAUUUUAAUGUUACCAGGGAACUUGUGGAUACGAUGGCUGGUCAUUCUAAAAUUUCGAGGGGUAUGGUAGAAUUUAAUGAGUGCAUUAAUUCUAUUGAAGUCCAAGAUAUAAAUAGUAAUGGAUUGCACUACACAUGGAAUCAAAGACCACGUGGGGCUUUUGGGGCUUUGAAAAAACUUGAUCGUGUGCUUGGGAACCAUAAACUGAUUGAAGAUUUUCCGAAUGUGUUUGCUAACUUUCAGCCUUAUCGGAUUUCAGAUCAUAGCCCUAUGAUUAUCAAAUUCCCAAUUAAAAGAAAGUUCAGGGUCAGACCGUUCAAGUUUGUUAAUUCUCUUGUGCUGCUGGAUAAUUUUCUGCCCAUUGUUGAAAGUGUUUGGAAGACGGAUGUUGAAGGAUUUGGUAUGUUUAGGCUUUGUCAGAAAUUAAAGCUUUUAAAGAAACCUCUCAGGAAACUGUUAACUAGUCAUGGCAAUUUUGCUGAGAAAGUUUCUAAAUGCAGAGAAGAAUUAUGUAGGGUCCAGGAAAGUCUUGAUUUGGACCCAUGCAAUGAAGAGCUGAGAUUUGAAGAAGGAAUAUACCUGCAAUCUUUCUUGAAUGCUAGCAGGGAAGAGGAGAGUUAUUUAAAACAAAGAGCUAAAGUGCAUUGGAUUAAGGAGGGAGAUUCAAAUUCUGCUUACUUUCAUAAGGUUGUGAAGGGUAAAAUAAACAGAAACAGAAUUGAAACAAUCCUUGAUGGAAAUGGAAAUUGGAAGGAAGGGGAUGAAGCUUUUAAGGUCAUUGUGGAUUAUUUUGGUGAAUUUCUUGGAGUUGAACAUGGUGUUGUUCCCAUUAUUAGACCGGAAGAUCUUGAUUUCAGGAAACUUGACAUUCAACAAGCUGUGGAUAUGAUCAAAGAUGUUACUGAUGAGGAAAUUAAGGCUGCCCUCUUUGAUAUUGAUGAUGACAAAGCGCCUGGCCCUGAUGGUUUUUCUUCUAAAUUCUUUAAGAAAGCUUGGAUGAUAGUGGGGAGUGAUUUUUGCUUUGCUGUUAAAGAAUUUUUUAUCUCAAAAAAGAUAUUGAAGGAAGUUAAUGCUACUGUUAUUGCAAUUUGGAAGCUUAUUAGUGGGCAAAAUUCUCUGUGGGUGAAAUGGGUUAAUUGUUAUUUGCUUGAUGGAAGAAGCUUUUGGGAUGUUGGUCCAAAAGACAGAAUGAGCUGGAGUUGGAGAAAUCUUCUAAAGAUUCGGCCUUUUUUAAGAGAUUUUUUCUAUUCUCGAAUUGGAAAUGGAAAAGGAACUAGCAUGUGGUACGAUAAUUGGCAUCAAUUGGGGCCUUUGUGCUAUGUUUUAUCUCCCAGGGAAAUUACAAAUGCUGGAUAUAACAUAAGGGACAAAGUAGGUGAUGUUAUUGUUGAUGAAAAUUGGAAUUGGCCUUCUGAAUGGAUUGAAAUGAUUCCUCAAUUGGGUGAUUUUAAUGUGCCCAGGAUCAUCAGAGAGAAAAAAGAUGAAGUGCUUUGGGUUAAUUACAAAGGAAAAAUUGUUCCUUUUGCGGUUAAUCAGGUCUUUUCUUCUAUUAUGUGCCGUGAGACAAUUGUUGAAUGGAAAAUUGCUUUGGCGGCUUCCAUUUAUCAUAUCUGGAAUGAAAGAAACAAAAGAUUGUUUGGGAAACCGAGCAAUUCAGUGGAAACUGUUGUCAAGAUAAUCACAGAAGAUAUCAGAACGAAAAUAUUUAGCCUUAAUCUGGGAUAUCUUGGGCUUGAUGAAGAGAGCAGGUUGUAUGAAGAAUUGUCAGAGUGGCUAGCAUGGAAUUGGUGGGAUUUGAGCUUUGAUGAAGCUUGGAUUGUGAAUAUAAGGAAGAAUGUUAAUAAAAGCGGGAAUUCAAAUAAGACAUUUAAAGGGUAUUAUGGUCAAAGCUGGAAUUGUAAUAAAUUGAAGGAAUUAUUAUCGACUAUCUUGAGUUUUAUUGGUAUCGGCUAUAACUAUGAUACAGGGGAUUGGAAGAAGCUGGAUUCGGAUAAUAAAAAUUGCAGGUGCGGUUCUUUUAUUCAGGGGCUGAUUGGAGUGUGGUUUAAUAAAGAAGAGAGUGGAACAAUUUGUGUUGUGGGUGAUAAUUUUGUUCUGUUUGUGAGAAGUAUGAUCUUAUAUUUUAGCGAUUGUUGGUACAGAGAAAGGAAAAACAAGAAACAGCGGCAUAUUGGGAUUGAGGGGUAUUGUGGGAAUUUUAAAAUUUUCUGGUCUUAUUGUCCUGUUCGAGAUAAAUGUGGGGGAGAGAAUAAAUGGAAGACUCUUAAAAAAAGUGUUUUUUUAAGAAUUUGGAUUAAAGGGUAUCGUGGUCAAUAUUGGGGAAAAAUUAAUAUGGAUGAUCCAAUCGGGAAUUGCUUGGGGAUGAUAGAAAUUUGGAGGAAGGACACAGUGAAUGGGAAUAAGAAGGGUGGGUUUUUUGAUAAAAAUUUGAAUGUUGAUAAUGGAAAUGGGCGGAGGGAUGUUCAGCAGGUUUUGGAUUCAAAUAAGAUAAAUAACAAGCGAGGGCAAUUUGGGAAUUUUCAUAUUAAUGAGGAAUUAUGGUGCUGGAAUGAUCUGAAAGGUGGUUGGAUGAAUCUGCAAAUUGGCUGGAAUAAAUUUUCUGGGAGUAAAAAUUCUGUUCAUGUUCGUUUGAAGAGGCAGGGGUCGGUUGAAGAGAACAAGAAUAGGAAGAGUGUGAAUAAAUAUAAUAGAGAAGAUGAUAUUUUGGCUUUUUAUAGCAACAUACUUUUGAGGUACAUAAAAGAUAAUAAAGAUACGAGAGUGGAGAGGAGAAAGAAGAUUGCUAUUAUGGAGUCUUUUGGCAAUGGGAAGGUUGAAACUAUGUGCAUUUUUGUGUGGAGAAUUUGGGAUAUUGGUGUUCAUAGGACUAGUGUUGCUAUUGACACUUGGAUAAGGAGCAUUUAUAGAAAUGGCAUUUUUGAAGAUUGGAAGAAGAAAUGGAGUUUUCACUUCGAGAUUUUCUCUCUCGGUCUUCCAGUUUUGGUGAGUGGCUUGGUUGGGAUUCUGGUGAUCGGAUCUCUUGCCGGUGCCGGAAUUUCAUCAUCAUUGAUUGAAUUUACUCUAAAAUCAAUUCCAAUUGUCUAUACGAUUGGUGAUCGGAUGUUCUGGAAAAUUGGAAGUAUGUUUGGCAUGAAUUAUAAAGAUCCACCUGAUCCAGCUAACAAAAAUCUAUAUGAAGAUGAUCUGGAAGCUGAUGUUGGAGCUAAACGAAGAGGAAGAAGAGCUAUGCACAAGGAAUUUUCUCCGUAUUCAAUGAUUAAACCAUUACGAUCAAAAGAAAAAAUGGAAGCUAAAAUUAAUCGGUUAAGGGAAGAAAAGAAGUAUCUGAAUGCGAAAUCUAUUGCUGAUGGAUCGAAAGAAGUUCUUCGAGCUGGAGUACGUGAAAUAAUAAAAUCAAAUUAUGGGAAAGAAAAUAUAGAUCCGCAAUUUAUAAAAUCGGAGUUGGAGGCAUUUGAUAAGGUGAUCGCUAAUCAGAAAAAAUUGGAAGAAGAAAAAGGAUUUGUGUUGCUCCAGGUAACCUCAGAUAUGGUUAAGGGAUAUAAUUCUUCUAAGAAUUUGGUGGGUGGAUCAUCUCCUUCGUCUCCUGUUAUUCAAGCGAACAUGGGAAUGGAUGCUGGAACUGUAGCAGGGUCGAACAAUAGAAUUUCAGCUGGAACAAAAAAUGACAAAGGCAUUUUGGUUGAUGAGCCGAAGAUUACUAAGGACUUCAUUUUCUCGGAAUUAAUGAAGAUGGGUUCGUAUGCUUCAGGCCCUGGUUCGUCUUCUUCAGGUCCUGGUCCAGUAAUUGAAACAAAUGAAGGGAAGGGCAUUUUGGGAAAGUUUCCUGUUUCGCAAGUUGCUUCAGUUAAUUCAGGUAUUCCGGUGGUCUUUAAUGCUAAUCCUAUUGACUCAAUUAGUUGUAAUACUAAUUGUAAUGAUGAAGAUAUGAAAGAUUAUAUUAAUGAGAAUGGGAAUUUGGAAGUUGGUUAUGGUAAUAAUAUGAAGAAAGAACAGGGAGCUAAUUUCUUGAAUAUGGAUUUUUCGAAACCUGUCCUCUCCCCUGCAACUAAGUUGGUUAAUGAGUUCAAUAAAAAAUCUUAUGCUUGUAUGGUUGAAUCAACAAAUAAUGUGGUGGAUCUUAAUAUCAAAGUUAUUCCAAAAGUUGAUGGGAAACCUAGUGGGAAAGUUGAGUUACCUUAUGCAGAUUUAAUGUUGGGGGGUGCUCCUUAUCAUGCUACUUUGUAUGGAUUUUUUGUGGGGAAAAAGCUUGCUUUCCCAACAGUUAAUCAUUUUUCUUUUAAGAUGUGGAAGAUGUAUGGGCUGAAGGAUAUAAUGGUGAAUGAUGAGGGAUUUUUUUUCUUCAAGUUUGAUUCAAAAGAAGGAAUGAUGAGUGUGCUGGAGGGAGGUCCAUGGUUGAUUAACAAUGUCCCAAUGUUUGUUCAAAGAUGGAGGCCAGGUCUAGUUUUGAGUAAACCGCAAAUUAAUUCAGUUCCUGUAUGGGUUAAAGUGUUUAAUGUUCCUUUGGAGUAUUGGAACAGCAAAGGAAUUACGUUGAUUGCAAAUGAGAUUGGGAAACCAAUUGCUAUGGAUAAAAUCACUCAAAAAAUGUGUAAUGAGCACUGGGGAAGGCCAGCUUUCAUGCGAUUUCUUGUGGAAAUGUCAGCAGAAUCGGAAUGGAUGAAAGAAUUAAGUGUUGUAUCAAUAGAUUUUGGGACAGGAGAGAAAGUUGAAUCAAAGUGCAGGAUAGAGUAUGCAUGGAGACCUGAUAUUUGUAGUCAUUGCAAAAUUUACGGGCAUAAAAAUAACAAUUGUGGGAUUCUAAAUGGAAAAAAGAAUAAUGAUGUUACUGAUGUUGCUGUUGACAGAGAAGAAAAGGAGAGAAAAGAGAAAGUGGAUGAUGAUGGGUUCAUAUUAGUAACAAAGAAAAACAAUAAAGGGCAGAAAUUCAAUACCGGAGUGGUUAUUAAUGAAGAAGGGAAGGUGGAUUUAAUAAAAUCUUCGGAGAAAAGCACCAAGCCUGUUUUUGAUGGAAUGGUUGUUAGCAAUAAUGAUGAAAGUCUUAAGGAUGAGGGUAAUCAAGGAAUGGAAAUAAGCAAAAAAAUUAAAGAACAAGAAAAUCAAAAAGGAGGCCAAAAUGAAGAUCGAAGCAAUGAAGGGGCAGAAAAUCGGAAGAAUGGGGGUAAUUUCUCGAAAUUUGCUGUGGGUAAUCUAAAAAAAGAUGGGAAAGAGAAAGGGGUAUUUCAGUCAAAAGAUGAUAAAAGUGGGAGAAAGAAUGGGAUAGGGGUGUUCAUUCCAAAAGAGAAAUUAGGAACAAGAGUGAAGAAUCUAAUUGAAAACUUUAAUGCUAAAAAAGAUGGAAUGCAGGGGAAAAGAGAAGAAAAUCAGAAAAAAGUGUAUGUUCCUAAGAAGCAAGUGGAGUUAAAAGUGAGUUCUAAUUUUGAUAAUUUAGGUUCUACGUCAGGAAAAAUUGAUCAAGAUGAAAUUACAACACAAAACCCAUUUGAUGUUCUUGCUGAUUUGGGUUUAAGAGAUAUGUCUUAUCUUGAUGAGAUGGAUUCGGAGAUUUUAACUGGAGGUGGCCAGGAGAUAAGCACCGAAAUAAAAUUGGUGAUUAAUGAUGAUGAAUAUAGGGUGUUGGAACGUGAGGGGUUCGAAUUUAAGACCAAAACAGGAAGAAAUAAAAAAUGUGAUAAGAAGUAA
Molecule: messenger RNA, 5916 nt
Organism: Lactuca saligna
Lineage: Eukaryota; Viridiplantae; Streptophyta; Magnoliopsida; Asterales; Asteraceae
Source: the annotation of a GenBank genome assembly